UCUCAGCAGCAGUGAAGGCAAAACAAGAGAGAAGGAUGGGUUUUAAAUGCUAAUGCUUGUAUUUUUUCUCCUUUUAAUAUAUCCUUUUAGGUCUGAGGUGCAUUGAGAGCAUUGUACUUUUAGAAACGUGAUGAUCGACGACUUCGAAACUCAUGCGGUCCGAUCUAGUGGAGAUCUGUGGACUGAGAUCUGCUCCAGUCUGCCAGAGCCUCAGGAACAGGAUGGUGGACAAUUUACAGACUCAUUUGAGCCUUCCUCUCCAGGUAACCCUCAGACCAACUCUCCCAGAGCUUCUUUCAGCCCCUGGGAACCAAUGGCUGACUCUGAGGUUUACAUUGCCAGUUUAGAAAAUCGAUUGAAAAGGAUCAAGGGACAAUCGAAUGACGUAACAUCAAGGGAAAUGCUCCGUUCCUUGUCCCAGGCUAAAAAGGAAUGCUGGGAUAGAUUCCUUCAUGAUGCCCAAACCUCAGAACUGUUCCAGGAAGGGAACUUCGAUCAGAGUGCUUUGGAGCAGUUCAAGCGCUGGCUGUCUCCUGAAAGGGUGGCCAUCAACGCAGAAGAGCUGGAGUACCUUCUCUUGCCCACACAGAACAGUGAGGCUCCUGCCAGCUCAACCCAAACUGACAAGCCAAGUGAGGAGGAAGAGUGCCCAAGCCCAGAGAAAUAAACUUAUCACAGCAUUAACCUGUUUGCUGUACUGACCAACAGUGCUAGGAGAACUAAGAGUAUAUGGGGUCUUGUUGUGGACAGCAACUAAAUAUUGUGAUCCAUUAAAAGGAUUAGUUCACUUCCAGAAUAAAAAUUUCCUGAUAAUUUACUCACCCCCAUGUCA
Sinocyclocheilus rhinocerous is the source of this 832-nucleotide messenger RNA. RefSeq lists its product as uncharacterized. Bases 131 to 667 code for a protein of 178 amino acids. Gene Ontology annotation, biological process: cilium organization. The record is from RefSeq and is a predicted model, not a curated record. NCBI's taxonomy places the organism in Eukaryota, Metazoa, Chordata, Actinopteri, Cypriniformes, Cyprinidae. The transcript is spliced from 4 exons.